UGCUAGGUGUUUUGGCGUCUUCCUGUGGAUGGUUGCUAGCAGGUGGUACUGUGCUGUUAUUAGCCACGCAGCUAGCUAACGUUACAUUUGAGAUUCUUGCAGAAAUUAUAAAAUGUUGCCUGUGCUUAUACUAAAUUAUAAAUCCAUACGAGUCAAUGAGUUGCUAGCAUCGUAACAAAUGCCAAUGUGAAUAAGGCCGAGUAUUGACAUGAAUUCGAGGGAAACUUUGGAAAUGGGGGACAUCUUGGCAAAUGAAGCUGAUCUACUAGGAAUGAUCAAGGAGUAUUUGAAGUUUGGAGAAUUUGACGAAACACUGAGACACUUUGAGAAAGAGUGCAAAGGCAAAAGAAAGCUUGUUCCAAAACCUCAAGGAAACGCUCUGAGGGAUUCCAAAACCCUCAUUAUUCAGAAAGACCUGCUUAGCUCAUUUGACGAUGGAGACCAGAAGGUUUUCUUUGAGCUGUGGACAGAGUAUGUGCCUUCAGAGGUCCGGGACUAUGAGCCCCUCGCUCAGAAACUGGAGUUUUACCUCCAUAUCCACUUCACUCUGUUUCCUCUGAAGAACCCCCUUGGGAGACAUGACCGGGCAGAGUUUGAAGGAAGGAUCUCCCACUUCAAGCAUUACCUGGAGACUCGGGGGGCCGCCCUGAGCCAGACCACUGAGUUCCUGCCCUUCUACGCCCUCCCCUUUGUCCCCAAUCCCACAGUGCACCCCUCCUUCAGAGACCUCUUCCAGGAAUCCUGGAUGCCAGAUUUGAAGAGGAAGCUGGAGCAGUUUCUGUCUGUGACUUUGAAACCCUCCAAUACCCCAAGGCUGCUGACUUUAUAUAUGGAGGGCGGGAGGAGUGCCAAAGACACCAUGCUGAAUUUGCAGCUCCAGCUUGCCGAGUCAGAGAGGAAAGCUUCCAACUACAUGAAGAGGUUAAACAAAAUGCAGGUCGACUAUCACAACCUGAUAGGAGUUACCGCCGAGCUGGUGGACUCACUGGAAGCUACUGUCAGUGGGAAAAUGAUCUCCCCAGAGUACCUCCAGAGUGUGUGCGUGCGCCUGUUCAGCAGCCAGAUGAGGCAGAGCGCGGCCCAGAGCAUCGACUUCACCAGGCCCGGCACUGGAUAUUACUCUAUGAGUCCGUAUGAUGACGGCUAUGCCUCGUCCAUGCUCAGAGCCUCUAUCGUGUCACCGAGGCUUAAGGAAGUGCCUCUUCUGCCUUCUCUGGACUACGACAAGCUAAAGAGGGACCUGCUUGGAGGGUCAGACCGACUCAAAGGCCUGCUACUUCAGGCCCUGCGCUGGAGGCUGACCCGCUCCCUCCACGGAGAGCAGAGGGACACGGUGCUGCAGGCCUACAUCAGCAACGACCUCCUGGACCGCUACAGCGCCGGGCAGAGAACCGUACUCCACUUGAUGAGGUCAAAGAACGAGGUCGUCCGCCAGUACAUGGCUCGUCUCAUCAAUGCUUUCGCUUCCCUCGCAGAGGGGCGUGUGUACCUGUCCCAAGUCCCCUCUCUGUUGGGGCUUCUGAGCGAGGCCUUGAGGUUGGAAGACAAAGACUCAGUGACCAGAGAGAAUGUUCUAGGAGCCCUCCAGAAACUCAGCCUGAGGCGGAGCCAGCAGUCGUCCAUGAUCGCUGACGACCUGAUUGGCUGGCUGGUGGAUGAGCUGCAGGAUUCCGACUGUCUGUCUGACUAUACCCUGGAGUACGCCGUAGCCUUACUCAUGAACCUCUGCCUGCGUACCAAAGGAAAAAGGAAGUGCGCUGAGAAUCCAAAACACGUGCUGAAGGUGUUGACAGACCUCCUGGGACACGAGAACCAUGAGAUUCGGCCAUAUGUGAACGGAGCCCUGUACAGCAUUCUGUGUGUUCACGCCGUGCGAGAGGAAGCCAGAGAGAUGAGUAUGGAGGAGAUACUCCACUGCUACAGUAAAGAGGAGAACCCAGAGCUCAACAGGCAAAUUGAGUUCAUCAUCAAGCAGCUCAAUUCAGGUGAGGUGACAGAUGUGGGACCAGAGUCUGAUGACGAGGAGGAGGAUGACGAUGAGGAGGAAGACACGAUGGAGACCGACCUGGACAAAGAGGAAGUGCUUCAACCCCAGCCCCGAGAGCUCUCUGGAGAAGCGCUGCUCACCACAGAGUACCUAGGGAUCAUGACCAACAUGGCGAGGUCGAAAAGAAGGUCGACCACUCCAGCUGCACAGUGUGUUGAUGAACCCCUGCAGAGACCGGCUACCCCCAGCUCGCACAGAAACGCUCACGCCAUGGACUUCCGAGCUGGUAGUGAUGAGGGUAACAGAGGAGGAGGAGGGUACCUCCUGAGAAGAGCGCCAAGUGAUGAGAGCCUGGCCCCGUUCCACUACAGCUCCAGGCCCCCCACGCGCUCAGGCAGCCGACCCAGCAGCACCGACUCCCUACGCCACACCAUCGACUCCGAGGAUGGACGCUUCUCCCAGGAUUCCGAGUUGGACGGCUCAGAUGAAGGAAGAGGCGAAGAGGGGAGGCGAGAGGAAAGCAACGGGCUUUCCCCCAGGGAACACCUCCCCGGCUUUACAAGCCGGCCCAAGAUUCCCCGCACACCCGAGAGUGACGCAACGCCCCCUGGCUCGGAAGGCAGUGGGACGAGGAGGGGUCGCGUCCCACCGCUGGCCCCCCAGUUCUCCCAGCGGGAGCCCCAGCAGAGCAGCCGGCCCACUUCAGCCGGCUCCGUAGGAGGGGGGGGAAGACAGAGCAGCCAGUCACACAGGAAGUGAAGAAGGGACCCUGUCAUCGCGGAAGCUGCCUAUCUCCCCACGAGCAUCCAGCUUCCUGUAACUCUAUCCGCAGGUCAGGGCAACAUGACGGUGGGGAUCGGCUUGUGGAGGAGGAGAGGUUGGAGGCGGAGAAAGGGGGGGAACAAUGCAGGAUUGUGUCUCUUCAGAGGGGCCCCCUUUCAACCUCAGCACAGUGCAUGUCUGUAACACAACACGCCUGGGCAAUAAGCACAACAAGCCCCCCCCCCCCUUUUCCCGCAAGGAAAUAUAUUUCCUUGUUGGACUAUGUCAAUACACACCUCUUUAACUCUAUUCUCUAAUAAAUGAGUCACUUUAGAAUACUGUACCUGGCAAUAGAAUCAGAACGCUUCUGGUAUGCUACAGGUCAGACCUGGCUAACAUACACAACUAUGGGAUGUCUUGACUGAUAAGGAAUGUUGUUUCAAGGCUUGUCUAGCUUUGCUUUCUCGUUCUUUCA
Hypomesus transpacificus is the source of this 3224-nucleotide messenger RNA. RefSeq names its product lisH domain-containing protein ARMC9. NCBI's taxonomy places the organism in Eukaryota, Metazoa, Chordata, Actinopteri, Osmeriformes, Osmeridae. Gene Ontology annotation, molecular function: protein binding. Gene Ontology annotation, biological process: cilium assembly. The coding region runs from base 209 to 2746 and encodes 845 amino acids. The record is from RefSeq and is a predicted model, not a curated record. The transcript has 26 exons. Gene Ontology annotation, cellular component: ciliary basal body; ciliary tip; centriole.